GCGAGCCUCGCCCGCCAGUGCUGGGGACGCCUCUGCCUCCGCGCCUGGAGUUGCCGGCCGGCCGAGCCCAGCGCCGGGUGUGCAGCGGGGACCCCGGGCCGGGUGCAGCCGAGACAGCGCCGGGUGUGCAGCGGGGACCCCGGGCCGGGUGCAGCCGAGACAGCGCCGGGUGUGCAGCGGGGACCCCGGGCCGGGUGCAGCCGAGACAGCGCCGGGUGUGCAGCGGGGACCCCGGGCCGGGUGCAGCGCGGACACCGCGGGGCCUGAGAACCGGGUGGGCGCGCGACGCCGACGGGACGCGGAGGAUGCGCGCCGCGGGUCUGGCGCUGCGCUGCGCCCUCGCCCUGCUCCUGGCCGCCGCCGGGGCUGCAGCAGAGGACGCGUGCGACAGGAAUGAGUUCCAGUGCAGGGUCGGGAAAUGCAUCGCCAGCAAGUGGGUCUGUGACGGCAGCCCGGAAUGCCCGGACGGCUCUGAUGAGGCAUCUGAGACGUGCAUGUCUGUCACCUGUCAACCCAAGGAGUUCAGCUGUGGGGGCCGCGUCAGCCGCUGCAUUCCUAACUCCUGGCGUUGUGACGGACAGCCAGACUGUGAGAACGGCUCGGAUGAACAAGGCUGUGCCCCCAAGACGUGCUCCCAGGACGAGUUCCGCUGCCAGGAUGGCAGGUGCAUCUCCCAGAAGUUCGUGUGUGACCAGGACCGGGAUUGCCUGGAUGGCUCCGACGAGGCCCACUGCCUGGCCACCACUUGCGGCCCCGCCCACUUCCGCUGCAACUCCUCCACCUGUAUCCCCAGCCUGUGGGCCUGCGACGAGGAUCCCGACUGCGAGGAUGGCUCCGAUGAGUGGCCGCAGAACUGCGGGGGCCGGGACACCGCCGCCACCUCCAUUAGCGGCCCCUGCUCCUCCCUGGAGUUCCACUGUCGUAGCAGCGGCGAAUGCAUUCACCGCAGCUGGGUCUGUGACGGCACCGCCGACUGCAAGGACAAGUCAGACGAGGAACACUGCGUGGUGGCCACCUGCCGGCCUGAUGAGUUCCAGUGUUUGGAUGGCACCUGCAUCCACGGGAACCGCCAGUGUGACCGUGAAUAUGACUGCAAGGACAUGAGUGACGAGCUGGGCUGCAUCAAUGUGACGCAGUGUGAUGGGCCCAACAAGUUCAAGUGUCACAGUGGCGAAUGUGUCACCUUGGACAAGGUGUGCGACUCCGCCCGGGACUGUCGGGACUGGUCUGAUGAGCCCAUCAAGGAGUGCAACACCAACGAGUGCUUGGACAACAAUGGUGGCUGUUCCCACGUCUGCAAGGACCUCAAGAUUGGCUACGAGUGCUUGUGCCCCGCUGGCUUCCGGCUGGUGGACCAGCACCGAUGUGAAGACAUUGACGAGUGUCAGGAGCCGGACACCUGCAGCCAGCUCUGUGUGAACCUCGAAGGCAGCUACAAGUGCGAGUGCCGGGCCGGCUUCCGCAUGGACCCCCACACCAGGGUCUGCAAGGCUGUGGGCCCCAUAGCCUAUCUGCUCUUCACUAACCGCCAUGAGGUACGGAAGAUGACCCUGGACCGCAGUGAGUACACCAGCCUGAUCCCCAACCUGAAGAACGUUGUGGCCCUGGACACCGAGGUGGCCACCAAUAGAAUCUACUGGUCCGACCUGUCCCACAAAAAGAUCUAUAGCACCCUGAUGGACCAAGCGCCUAGCUUGUCCUAUGACACCAUCAUCAGUGGGGACCUGCAGGCCCCGGACGGGCUGGCCGUCGACUGGAUCCACGGCAACAUCUACUGGACAGAUUCGGUUCCAGGCAGCGUGUCUGUGGCUGACACCAAGGGUGUAAGGAGGAGGACACUGUUCCAAGAGAAAGGGUCCAGACCCAGAGCCAUUGUGGUGGACCCUGUGCAUGGCUUCAUGUACUGGACAGAUUGGGGGACACCUGCCAAGAUCAAGAAAGGGGGCCUGAACGGUGUCGACAUCUACUCGCUGGUGACUGAGGACAUCCAGUGGCCAAAUGGCAUCACACUAGAUAUUCCCAGUGGCCGCCUCUACUGGGUUGAUUCCAAACUCCACUCUAUCUCCAGCAUUGAUGUCAAUGGGGGCAACCGGAAGACCAUUUUGGAGGAUGAGAAGCAGCUGGCCCACCCCUUCUCAUUGGCCAUCUAUGAGGACAGAGUGUUCUGGACGGACGUCAUAAAUGAAGCCAUUUUCAGUGCCAACCGCCUCACAGGCUCAGAUGUUAAUUUGGUGGCUGAAAACCUCUUGUCCCCAGAGGACAUUGUUCUAUUCCACAACAUCACACAGCCUAGAGGGGUGAACUGGUGUGAGAGAACAGCCCUCCCCAACGGUGGCUGCCAGUACCUGUGCCUGCCAGCCCCACAGAUCAACCCCCACUCCCCCAAAUUCACCUGCGCCUGCCCUGACGGCAUGCUGCUGGCCAAGGACAUGCAGAGUUGCCUCACAGAAGUCACACCUGUCCUGACCACCCAGGGGACAGCCACCAUCAGGCCUGUGGUCACUGCGACUGCCCCAGGGCAGCCAAAGCACGAGGAGGAUCAGUCGGCUCCCAGCACUUCCAGGCAGCCAGUGGACAUCCCUGAACUCACCACAGCAGAGUCGGUGACAAUGUCCCACCAAGUCCAGAGUGGCAGAGGGACCGAGGAGCGGCCGCAGGGUGUGGGGGCCUUGUCCAUCAUCCUCCCCAUCGCACUGAUCAUCCUCCUUGCCUUUGGGGCCAUCCUGCUGUGGAGGAACUGGCGGCUCAGGAACAUCAACAGCAUAAACUUUGACAACCCAGUGUACCAGAAGACUACGGAGGACGAACUCCACAUCUGCCGAAGCCAGGACGGCUACAGCUACCCCUCACGACAGAUGGUCAGCCUGGAGGAUGAUGUGGCGUGAACAGCUGCGAGAACCAUCUCUUUCCGGGAUCCGUUGCCACUCUCGGGCAGGAAGAACACUUUCUCCACACCCCUGUCCAGGACUGGUCCUGCCUCCUCUGUGUUGCUCAAAGCAAGAUAAGAGCAAAGCUGGCCCGAGGCCAAGCUCAGCAGCCUGCCUGCCCCAGGCUCUGUUUUAUAUAUUUAUUGUCUGGGGGCAGAAAAGGCUGCCGGCUGUGCUCAGGCAGGAAUUCCGGCUGGGAUUUCCCCCAUCCUUCUUUGCUUGGAGGGCAAAGAGCAAUCCCAGAAGCUUCUACGGUCUCUAACAGGAAGGAGAAAGGACCCGGGUGGAGAGAAGCCCUUUGUUCUGAACAUUCCACAGCAGGUGCUUGGGACAGGGUCCCAGGUACCACAGCCAAUCCCUAAACUCAGGACUCCAUGCAUUUACCUCCACCCUGCAAGCCUUAGCCACCUGCCGGUCAACCUCCUUGCUCUGCCGCCCCUUAAGGUCUGUCAAGCUGCUGUGGGCCCUGCAGCAGCCAGGAAAGUGACUUGUGGCACUGGGCACUGAUCUUGCCGGCUCUUGGGGCCAGCAGCGGCCAGUGACUGACUCCUGCUCAUGCCUUCUCUAAAACUCACCCGUUCUGGAGGAACAAGCUUGAGUUGCCGUCCCCCUUCAUAUUUAUGAAGUGCCUGAGGCAUCUGGUUGCCUUGCUCAGAAGCCAAGACCUGAGCUGUCUGAGCCUCCUGCUGCUGCUCAGCGUGGCCAUCAAGACCUCAGUCCCACGCCCGGCCCCCAGCUGUCCGCACGGGACCUGCACUUCAUUUUUCUCUUCGCACUUUUCCAGUUCAGGGUUGGGCACCCAUGUGUUCCGCAUCUGUACUCUUAGCUUGCACUGUUCAGGGUGUCGGGAUGGAGCUUUGGGCCAGAAGUGGCCCCAUAUCACUGACCCUAGAAGACAAUACCCAGGGAUCCAGGCAUCCAGAAGUCUGCUCUCUUCAGAGCUGGCAUGGAACUCAGAGCCUCUUUGGCUUUUUUAAUACUGUAAACCUCUGCCUGGUACCUCCUGACUCUGCAUGAACACCCAGAGCAGUCCAGCUGCUCUGCCCCUCUCACACUAACACACGUCCCAGCUCAGCUGGGUUCAGUGGUACACACUUGUCAUCCCAGCACUGGAGAACUGGAGGCAGGUGGAUUGCCGGGAAUUGGAGGCCAGCCUGGACUACACAAUAAGACAGUGCCUCAAAAGGAAAAAGGAAAGAAGGGGGGGGGGGACUUACAUGAUUUUUGAGCUCGUAGUCAGCCAGGCAUGGUGGCCUUUAAUCCCAGAACUCAAAGAGGCAGAGGUGGGCAUAUCUGAGUUCCAGGCCAGCCUGGGCUAUAUAGUGAGUUCCAGGCCAGCCAGGGCUACACAGUAAGACUACAUAUCUGAAAACCAAAAGAAAUCCCAUAAUCCUGGUUAUCUGGGGGAACUGGGAAGAAUACUUAGAAAUUGCCACAGAUUUGUCCCACGGGUAACUCAGAUGACAGUGGCCGCCUCCCUGGACUCUGCACAUACCCACCUGAAGGGCCCCACUGUCGGGACACGUGUAAAGGCGCCCUGUGCCGAUGGCACCUGGCUCUGUUGUCGCUGUAUAUUUGUUCACGGUUGUCACACAUAUGUAUGAAAUCUAUUUAUUUUUGCAAACCCUGAUUGCUGCGCUUGUUGGUGAUGCUCUGGGAUGCUCGCUGUACGAAGAUUGUUUGAAUGGACUGUUCUCAGGCCUGUGUGUUGACUUGAGAGAUAGGAACUGCUCUGAAACCACUGUUGGGGUGUUUUUAUAGUCUGAAAAUGUCUUACUGUGAUGGAUUAAAUUCCUUUUUGAAAACUU
Molecule: messenger RNA, 4735 nt
Organism: Peromyscus leucopus (white-footed mouse)
Lineage: Eukaryota; Metazoa; Chordata; Mammalia; Rodentia; Cricetidae
Gene: Ldlr
Product: low density lipoprotein receptor
Exons: 18
Coding region: 306-2885 (859 amino acids)
Molecular function (GO): calcium ion binding; protein binding
Source: RefSeq, a predicted model, not a curated record